AUGGCCUCCAGCUCGAACAUUGGACCUGUGUCGCAGCAGUACGCCGCGGCGGCUACUGUCCCGCUCAUCAAGUCUCCGUCAUUAUGGCUGCCCAAGCCAAUCGAGUUACCGAACGACAUCCAUCCCUUACCUGAGGAUAUCACCGCCUAUUUCGUCUACCCCUUCGCUCUCGAAUCGCACGUCCUAUCCCUCCAACCUACCCCGCAUGACGCGAUAGCCGAAAGGAGGGCCAGGAACGCUGCGAUCCUUCUGCAGCGGGAACAAGAGGAGGAGCAGAGAGAACGCGCCGCCCUGCACCGCAUGGCCCCAGGCUAUCACCCCUCGGGUCUGCUCGUACCCCUCUCAGCCUCUCCUGCAGCAGCACCCGCUCCUCCCCCCUCCUCCAUCUCAGCUCAAGCCGCCACGCCGGCAGCUCAGCCGGUGAAGGUCUCUUCGCUCAUGGACGACCUGGAGAGUCUGUCUUUUGCGGAGCCGGAGCCGGAGCCAGCGGCAGGGAACGACGCGACCCGGACCGCUAUCCUCUUCAUCACGAUGCUCUGCGUCACCUCCCUCAAGGCGCAUACGGAGAUCGCCGCCCCGGUGAAAAGGCCCUACCAGGCGGCGUGCAGGGGAAAAGGGCGGAGAUUGAGGUUAGCAGGAGGUGAAGCCUGA
Messenger RNA from Dioszegia hungarica, 651 nucleotides. RefSeq lists its product as uncharacterized. The record is from RefSeq and is a predicted model, not a curated record. The transcript has 6 exons. Lineage: Eukaryota; Fungi; Basidiomycota; Tremellomycetes; Tremellales; Bulleribasidiaceae. The coding region runs from base 1 to 651 and encodes 216 amino acids.